Molecule: messenger RNA, 10105 nt
Organism: Tachyglossus aculeatus (Australian echidna)
Lineage: Eukaryota; Metazoa; Chordata; Mammalia; Monotremata; Tachyglossidae
Gene: ARID1B
Product: AT-rich interaction domain 1B
Exons: 22
Coding region: 59-7183 (2374 amino acids)
Biological process (GO): chromatin remodeling; regulation of transcription by RNA polymerase II; positive regulation of DNA-templated transcription
Cellular component (GO): brahma complex; nBAF complex; nucleoplasm
Molecular function (GO): DNA binding; nucleosome binding
Source: RefSeq, a predicted model, not a curated record
GGGAGCCAGCCGUCCGGACCCCGCCGCUCCCCUCCGCCACCAACAUCAUGGGCCGAACAUGGCCAGUAAAGCGAGCAAGGCGGCGGCGGCGACCGCCUCCUCCUCCUCCGGCGGUCCUAAUAACACUAAAAGCGUAGGGUCGGAGUCGGCUCCGGAGGAAAGUGGAAACGCCGCGGUUUUAUCAUCCUCUUCCUCCUCCUCGGCCAUGGAGACGGGGCUGCUCCCCAACCACAAACUGAAAAACGUUGGCGAUCCCCUCGCUGCGCCUCCCCACCCGCACCACCACCAUCAUGCCCACCACCACCAUCAGCAUCCUCACCAUCUCCUCCUCCUCCACCACCACCACCACCACACACUACAGCACCAGCUAAACCAAUUCCAACAACAGGAGCAGGACCAUCCCAUGCCCAACACCACCACCACCAACGGCAUGAGCGGAGCGGGUGGCAGCGGCGCUGCUCGGCCCGGGGCGGCCAUGGAGCAGCAGCAGCAGCAGCAACAACAUGGAGGCGGAGGAAAGGACAGUGUUUUGGGGAAUCGGGUGCAGCCCGUUCUGAGCCGUUCGGGUGAAGAGGACGAGCCCCCGACUAAGAUGGGGGAGCCGUUGGGCGGCCGGUACGACCCCCCGAGCCUGGGGGCUUUGGGCGCGCAGCAGGAGCAGCAGCAACAGCAGCAGCGGCGGCCGGGCGGCGUUGGCCUCGGUAGCCUGGGUAGCCUCGGCGGCGGCCCGUCCGGCGCCUCAGAGUUUAAUCAUUACUACGGCGGCGCUGCCCCCGCGAGCGGCGGCCGAACGGGGCCUUGCUUUGAUCAACAUGGCGGACAACAAAGCCCCGGGCUGGGGUUAGGGCCCCCGGCCCCCGGCGGCGCGGACCCCUUGCACAACUCCCAUGCAGGGUACCCCACCAGCCAGUACAACCAUUACCCCGGCUACAGCCGGCCGGGCGCGGGAGGUGGAGGAGCGGCGGCGGCGGCGGCAGGAGGAGGAGGAGGAGGGAGUGCGGGGGGAGGAGGAGGAGGAGGAGGAGCAGUGGCGGCCGCACCAGCAGCGGCAGCAGCAGCGGGAGGAGCGGGAGCAGGCGGCUAUGGGGGCUCGUCCUCUGGCUACGGGGUGCUGAGCUCCCCGAGGCAGCAGGGCAGCAGCAGCACGAUGAUGGGCCCGGGCGGCGGCGGGAGCGGCGGCGGCGGCGGCGGGGCUGCCGCCAGUCUGGGCAAGGCUGCCUCCACCUCCGCCGCGGGGGGUUUCCAGCGCUUCUCCGGGCAGAACCAGCACCCUUCGGGGGCCACCCCGACCCUCAACCAGCUGCUCACCUCCCCCAGCCCCAUGAUGCGGAGCUAUGGCAGCAGUUACCCCGAUUACGCCAAUCCCAACGCCCCGCCGCCGCCGCCGCAGCAGCAGGCUCAGCCCCAGGCCGGGGCCGGGGCCGGGCCGGGCAGCCAGCAGGCGGCGGCGGGCAUGAGCAUGGGCAUGGGCAAAGACAUGGGCGCCCAGUACGGAACUGCAAACCCAGGCUGGGGAGCCGCACAACAAAGAAAUCACCCAGCUAUGAGCCCUGGAAACACUGGACAGGCCAUCAGCAGAUCCCAGGGCAGCCCGAUGGAUCCAAUGGUAAUGAAGAGACCUCAACUGUAUGGAAUGAGCAAUAAUCCUCAUUCCCAACCUCAGCAAAGUAGUCCAUAUCCAGGACAGUCCUAUGGCCCCCCGGGGCCCCAGCGCUACCCAAUUGGAAUACAGGGACGGACCCCUGCUGCCAUGGGAGGAAUGCAGUAUACACAGCAACAGAUGCCGCCCCAGUAUGGUCAGCAAGGAGUAAGUGGCUACUGCCAACAGGGUCAGCAACCAUAUUACAACCAACAGCCACAGGCUCAGCACUUGCCACCCCAGGCUCAGUACUUGCCAUCACAGCCUCAGCAGAGAUACCAAACCCAGCAGGACAUGUCUCAGGAAGGCUAUGGAACCAGAUCUCAACCCCCUAUGACUCCAGGAAAGCCUAAUCACGACGACUUGAGCCUAAUCCAACAAGAAAGACCAUCAAGUUUACCAGAUUUAUCUGGCUCCAUUGACGACCUGCCCACAGGAACUGAAGCGACACUGAGUUCAGCUGUUAGUGCAUCAGGCUCUACCAGCAGCCAAGGGGAGCAGAGUAACCCUGCCCAGUCACCUUUCUCUCCUCAUGCUUCUCCACAUCUCUCCAGCAUCCCGGGGGGCCCAUCGCCUUCCCCCGUGGGUUCUCCCGUUGGAAGCAACCAGUCGCGAUCUGGCCCCAUCUCUCCUGCAAGUAUUCCAGGUAGUCAGAUGCCACCGCAGCCUCCUGGUAGCCAAUCAGAAUCCAGCUCCCAUCCUGCCUUGAGCCAGUCACCCAUGCCACAGGAAAGAGGUUUUAUGGCAGGAACGCAAAGGAAUCCUCAAAUGUCUCAAUAUGGGCCACAACAAACCGGAUCGUCUAUGUCACCUCAUCCUUCACCUGGAGGCCAGAUGCAUCCAGGAAUUGGUAGCUUUCAACAGACUAACUCAAGUGGUACCUAUGGACCUCAGAUGAGCCAAUAUGGACCACAAGGUAGCUACUCCAGACCUCCAACAUACAGUGGGGUGCCUAGUGCCAGCUACAGUGGCCCAGGGCCUGGCAUGGGAAUAAGUGCCAAUAACCAGAUGCACAGUCAAGGGCCAAAUCAGCCAUGUGGUACCAUGCCCAUGGGACGGAUGCCAUCAGCUGGGAUGCAGAGCAGACCAUAUUCCGGAAACAUGGGCAGCAUGACUCCUAAUUCUCCUGGCAUGACUCAGCAGGGAGGCCCUGGCAUGGGUCCACCAUUGCCCACUGUGAAUCGUAAGGCACAGGAGGCAGCUGCUGCAGUAAUGCAGGCUGCUGCAAACUCAGCCCACAACAGGCCACCAUACAUUAGGUCGCCUGCUUAUCCCAGCCAGUCUGGGGCUGGCGGACGCCCCAUGUUUACUUCCCAGCACCCCAACUAUGGCAGCACUCAGGCUCCCAUGAUGCACCAGUCUGACCAGUACGGGCAAGGGAAUUUUCCUGUCAUGAAUCAGAGUGGACUUAUGGGAUCCAGUUCGCCUUACAACCAGCCCAUGAAUAACAGCUCCAGCCUGAUGAACCCACAAGGUCCCCCUUACAGCAUGGCCCCUAACAUGGUGAACAGUUCAACAGCAUCUAUGGGUCUUGCAGAUAUGAUGACUACAGCCGAGUCUAAACUGCCCAUUCCCCUCAAAGCGGAUGGUAAAGAAGAAGGCACUUCUCAGCCCGAGGGCAAGUCAAAGGAUAGCUACAGCUCUCAGGGUAUUUCUCAGCCCCCAACCCCAGGCAACCUUCCAGUCCCUUCCCCAAUGUCCCCAAGCUCUGCUAGCAUCUCCUCAUUUCAUGGAGAUGAAAGUGAUAGCAUUAGCAGCCCAGGCUGGCCAAAGACUCCAUCAAGCCCUAAGUCAAGCUCCUCCACCACAACCGGUGAGAAGAUUACCAAAGUGUACGAGCUGGGAAGCGAACCAGAACGUAAACUGUGGGUGGACCGCUACUUGACCUUCAUGGAAGAGCGGGGGACACCCGUUGCAAGCCUUCCAGCUGUGGGCAAAAAGCCCCUGGAUCUGUUCAGGCUCUACGUCUGUGUCAAAGAGAUUGGAGGUUUGGCCCAGGUUAAUAAAAACAAGAAGUGGCGGGAGCUGGCAACCAACCUAAACGUUGGCACUUCGAGCAGUGCAGCCAGCUCCCUGAAAAAGCAGUAUAUCCAGUACCUGUUUGCCUUUGAGUGCAAGAUUGAGAGAGGGGAGGAGCCCCCUCCAGAGGUCUUCAGCACGGGAGAUACCAAGAAACAACCUAAGAUCCAGCCGCCAUCUCCUGCCAAUUCAGGAUCCUUGCAAGGUCCACAGACACCCCAGUCCACUGGCAGUAACUCCAUGGCGGAAAUUCCAAGUGACCUGAAACCUCCCACACCAGCAUCCACCCCUCAUGGACAGAUGACUUCCAUGCCAGGUGGCAGAAACAGUGCAGUUAGUGUACAUGACCCCUUCUCUGAUGUGAGCGACUCGGCGUUCCCAAAACGAAACUCCAUGACACCCAAUGCACCAUACCAGCAGGGGAUGAACAUGUCAGACAUGAUGGGAAGAAUGCCAUACGAACCUAACAAGGAUCCUUUUGGUGGAAUGAGAAAAGUGCCUGGAAGCAAUGAGCCAUUCAUGACACCAGGACAAAUGCCCAAUAGUGGGAUGCAGGACAUGUAUAACCAGACUCCUUCUGGAGCAAUGUCCAAUAUGGGCAUGAGUCAGCGACAGCAGUUCUCCUAUGGAGCUGGUUACGACAGAAGGUUGGAUCAUUGUCUGGGUCCUGAAGGCAGUAUGGGACCACGUGCUCAAAGCAACAUGGUGCCUUCUAACAGUGACCCAAGCUUGUAUUCUUCUAAGCGUUACCCUGGCCAGCAAAGGCAUGAACCUUAUGGACCGCAGUAUCCGGGACAAGGCCCACCCUCAGGACAGCCACCAUAUGGAGGACACCAGCCUGGAAUAUAUCCACAGCAACCGAACUACAAACGUCACAUGGACGGCAUGUACGGUCCUCCUGCAAAGCGCCACGAAGGGGAUAUGUACAACAUGCAGUAUGGCAACCAGCAGCCAGAAAUAUAUAACCAGUAUAGCAGCAGCUACUCUGGACCAGACAGGCGGCCCAUCCAGGGGCAGUAUCCAUACCCCUACAACAGAGAGAGGAUGCAGGGUCCAGGACAGAUGCAGCAACAUGGAAUUCCACCCCAGAUGAUAGGGGGGCCCAUGCAGUCAUCCACCAGCGAAGGGCCACAGCAGACUAUGUGGCCAACCCGCAAUGAUAUGCCUUAUCCCUACCAGAAUAGGCAAGGUCCAGGGGGUCCCGCCCAGGCCCCGCCUUACCCGGGGUUGAACCGCACUGAUGAUAUGAUGGUACCCGAUCAGAGGAUAAACCACGAGAGCCAGUGGCCUUCUCACGUCAACCAACGCCAGCCUUCCUACAUGGCAUCCUCCGCCUCCAUGCAGCCAAUCACUCGACCCCCUCAGUCGUCCUAUCAGACGCCACCAUCAAUGCCAAACCACAUCUCCAGGGCCCCCAGCCCAGCCUCCUUCCAGCGUUCCCUAGAGAACCGCAUGUCUCCCAGCAAGUCUCCUUUUCUGCCCUCCAUGAAGAUGCAGAAAGUUCUACCCGCUGGGCCACCAUCACAGGUCACCGGGCCUCCUCCACAGCCACCCCCUAUAAGACGCGAGAUCACCUUCCCUCCAGGAUCUGUAGAAGCAUCACAGCCGGUUUUGAAACAAAGACGGAAGAUUACCUCUAAGGAUAUUGUAACUCCUGAGGCAUGGCGAGUGAUGAUGUCCCUGAAGUCUGGCCUCUUGGCUGAAAGUACAUGGGCUUUAGACACUAUUAAUAUCCUUCUAUAUGAUGACAGCACCGUUGCCACUUUCAAUCUCUCUCAGUUGUCUGGAUUUCUUGAGCUUUUAGUAGAAUAUUUUAGAAAGUGUCUGAUUGAUAUUUUUGGAAUACUUAUGGAGUAUGAAGUGGGAGACCCUGCUCAAAAGGCACUUGAUCACAAUGCAGUUAAGAAAGAUGACAGCCACUCGUCGGCAGAUGAUUCUGGGAAAGAGGAGGAAGAUGCUGAGUGCAUCGAUUUCUAUGAUGAAGAGGAGGAAGAUGAGGAGGAAGAAGAGGAGGAGGAGGCGGAACAUGAAAAAACAGAAAGGGAAGACCAAAGUACGGUUUUUGCCACUUCCGAUGCCACUGCUGAGCCAUGCGAGAGGCCAAAACAAGCCAGUAAGUUUGACAAACUGCCAAUAAAGAUAGUCAAGAAGAACAAUCUGUUUGUCGUUGAUCGGUCUGACAAACUGGGGCGUGUUCAGGAAUUCAACAGCGGGCUCCUCCACUGGCAGCUUGGUGGGGGUGACACAACCGAGCACAUCCAGACUCACUUUGAGAGCAAGAUGGAGAUUCCUCCCCGAAGGAGGCCCCUGCCGCCCCUGAGCUCCCCUGGAAAGAAGAAAGAGCUGGAGGGAAAGGGGGAUGCUGAGGAACCACAGGAAAAGAGCAUAACGGCCACCAUCGACGAUGUCCUGUCAGCCCGGCCGGGAGCCUUGCCCGAAGACGCCAACACCGGCAAUGGCAACCAGACAGAGAGCAGCAAAUUUCCCUUCGGGAUCCAUCAAGCCAAAAGUCACCGGAACAUCAAAUUGCUCGAGGAUGAGCCACGGAGCCGAGAUGAGACUCCGCUCUGCACCAUCGCCCCCUGGCAGGACUCCCUGGCCAAGCGCUGUAUCUGUGUGUCAAACAUCGUCCGCAGCCUGUCGUUCGUGCCUGGUAAUGAUGCCGAAAUGUCUAAGCAUCCGGGCUUGGUGCUGAUCCUGGGGAAGCUGAUUCUCCUGCACCACGAACACCCAGAGAGGAAACGGGCACCGCAGACUUAUGAGAAAGAUGAAGAGGAGGACAAAGGGGUGGCCUGCAGCAAAGAUGAGUGGUGGUGGGACUGCCUCGAGGUCCUGCGGGAUAACACCCUGGUCACAUUAGCCAACAUUUCUGGGCAGCUAGACUUGUCCGCGUACACAGAAAGCAUCUGCUUGCCCAUUUUGGAUGGCUUGCUACACUGGAUGGUGUGCCCGUCCGCCGAGGCACAGGAUCCUUUCCCAACCGUGGGGCCCAACUCAGUCCUCUCGCCCCAGAGGCUUGUGCUAGAGACCCUGUGUAAGCUCAGCAUCCAGGACAAUAAUGUGGACCUUAUCUUGGCCACGCCUCCGUUCAGUCGUCAGGAGAAACUCUACGCUACUUUAGUUAGGUACGUUGGGGAUCGCAAAAACCCAGUCUGCCGCGAAAUGUCCAUGGCACUCUUAUCGAACCUUGCCCAGGGGGACGCGUUGGCAGCAAGGGCCAUAGCUGUGCAGAAGGGAAGCAUCGGAAACUUGAUAAGCUUCCUGGAGGAUGGGGUCACCAUGGCCCAGUACCAGCAGAGCCAACAUAACCUUAUGCACAUGCAGCCUCCGCCUCUGGAACCGCCUAGCGUAGACAUGAUGUGCAGGGCAGCCAAGGCCUUGCUGGCCAUGGCCAGAGUGGACGAGAACCGCUCAGAAUUCCUUUUGCACGAGGGCCGUUUGCUGGAUAUCUCGAUAUCGGCUGUCCUGAACUCUCUGGUUGCAUCUGUCAUCUGUGAUGUACUGUUUCAGAUUGGGCAGUUAUGACAUAAGUGAGAAGCCAAGCAUGUGUGAGUGAAGAUUAGAUGGUCACAUAUAACUGGCUGUUUCUGUUCUUGUUUAUCCAGCGUAGGAAGAAGGAAAAAAAUCUUUGCUCCUCUGCCCCCUUCACUAUUUACCAAUUGGGAAUUAAAGAAAUUAUUAAUUUGAACAGUUAAGAAAUUAAUAUUUGCUGUCUAUGUGUAUAAGUACAUCAUUUUAUUUUAUUUUUUUAACCAAAGUUUCUGUCUAGUACACUCAAAGGUCACUUAUUUGUUUUCCAUAGAUUUUCUUUUUCCAAUGUUCUUAUCCAUGUUUGUAUGGCCUAUUUUUUGGGGAAGCAAAUUAGUGACUUUAAAAAAAAGAAAAAUAUUGGGACAAAAGCAUUGUAUGACAGAAAAAAUUUCACCACUUUGAAAUGAAAAGGUGAACAACCACCUACCAAGUUCCCGUGUCUUUUAUUUUUUCAGAAAAGGAGAAAAAAAAGCCCAUUUCCCAUCACCCAAAGCUCUGUGCAAUAGAAACUUCUAGUGAUGUAGGUAUAGGGGAUCAAGGAGGUGUGUCAGUCAGUAGUUAAACUCUGAAAUGAUAUUGGUUUCUCCACAGGAGAAUGGUUACAUUAGGCUAGGAGCAAAAAGCAAAUUUUUUUGGAAAGUUAAGUUGGAAAACACAUACCUGACGAUGAUCAACGUAAAUUGCUUCCUCACCACUCUACUGUCAUGUCUGCUAUCUGUUGUUUGACCUUCCGCAAUGACAGUUCUUCACAAUUCCUUUAAUCAUUUUUAAAUAUCUUUUUUUUACUGCCUAAGGGCCGUGAUGUAUAUAGAAGUUGUACAUUAAGCAUACCCUCAUUUUUUUUUCUUUUUUCUUGUUUCUGUUUUUUAGGACAAAGUUUUUAGUUUCUUUUCCAUGAUGUGGUAACAACAAAGUGAUGGUAGAUUUAAAUAUUUUUUUUAAUUUUUAUUUUAUAUAUUUUUUCAUUAGGGCCAUAUCUCCAAAACGAGGGUAAUGUACAAGUUUCUGUAUGUAUAAAGUCAUGCUCUAUUUCGGGAGAGCAGCCGAUCACAAUUUGCUUCAUGAAUCAAGGUGUGGAAAUGGUUGCGUAUGGAUUGAUUUAGAAAAUGGUUACCAGUCUACAGAUAUUAAAAAAAUAUAUACAGGAAAAAAAGGAAGAAACACAACUUCAAAGAUUUUUCAGUGAUGAGAAUCCGCAUUUGUAUUUCAAGAUAAUGUAGUUAAAAAAGAAAAAAAAACUUGAUGUAAAUUCCUCCUUUUCCUCUGGCUUAAUGAAUAUCAUUUAUUCAGUAUAAAAUCUUUAUAUGUUCCACAUGUUAAGAAUAAAUGUACAUUAAAUCUUGUUAAGCACUGUGAUGAGUGUUCUUGAAUAAUGUUCUAGUUUCUUUAAGGAAUGCUACUAGAAACCCAGCUAAUGACAAGAAAUAUUGAUCCUGCAACAGUAUAUCUGCCCCCCUUCAUCAGCAUCAUCGUCUUCAUCGUCAUUAUCACCAUCGUCACUAUUAUUAUUCUAGGAUCAUAGGACUGAGAGCUACUUUAUGUGGUCACCUUUGUCUUUGAUGAGGAGAUUUAGUUGAACUGCAUAACUGGUGGCUGAUCUUUUUAAAGAACAAGUCAAGAAAGGAUCACGGUCAGGGCAAAUGGGAGGUGUCUAAGGAGAGUGCCCUACUUUGGGAGCGUCGAACACAGCAUGCAAGUGAGGCCGCGGGGGGUGAACUGGUUUGAAGCUCUAUCAACGCCCUUCUUUUUUUGACCACGACACUCGCUCUUGUUUCUCCCCUUGUGAUGUUGGGUUGUGGGCAUGUACAUGCCCGGUUCAGGGUUCGCUCUGAUACGGAUGUGCAAGGCCCAGCAGAGUGUGUUCAUUUUGUUCUUUGCCAGAGCAACAGCAUUAAAUUUCAGAGCCAAAGUCAUAUUCUCAUAUUUAUCUGAUGAACACUGACUUUUAAUAUUGUUCAAUGCUAAAUGUUUUCUUUUUAAGUCAUGGCUGUUUAGUAUGUAAGACAAUCAAUUUCUUUGAAACUGCUCCAUAAUUUGAGCAUUUGGGAAUCUAAUUCUCUCCUUCUAUUCCCAUGGGAAUACCAGAAGACUCUUUCACUCUAUUCACUGUAAUGUAAGGACAAGCUACCCAGGUUAUAUUCAGAAUAUGAAAUGUGACUCUGUGUCGUAAAAAGUCGUUUCUCCCCACACUCAUUUUCAUCACCGGUCCACGCCCACAUCAUUUAACAGUCUCUUCGCUCCUUCCAUUCAAUUACAGUGAAGUAGAUGUCAAAUUAAGAACCCUACUUAUAGCUCAACUGUGUAUUUAUUAACUGAGGGUAAGGUGUGCAGGGAAAAAUCUAGAUAUCUGUGAGUGGGAAUCCAAUAUCAUUUUAGUUUCUCUUCUGGCGUAUAAAGGGAAGGUGUUGUCCGUACCCUGAGGUUUGUCUGGUAUGCAUUCUUAUUACUCAAAACUGGAGAAAAGUACUAUUGAGAAAUCUCGGUUUUUGGAGUUGGAUUUGUAAUCAACUAGUGUCCCGGAUCUGUAUCAAGUUACAACGUUCAUAUACGUUCCACCCGUCUGGUUGGAUGAUCAAUUUACCCACUUCCCUGCAGACUUUCAAAAGCCUUGUGGACCGCCCAGCUUAUUUCUGAUGGUCUUCUUCCACAACUGAGCGACCAAACUGGUUUAUAAGCCUAAAAACUUGUUUGUUUUCUCUUUGGGGCUUUUCAGAAUCAUGAGACAGCCCAGAGCACCCAGGUGCCAUAAACCUUUGGGCAGAAACGAUGGAAAUAAAAUGAAAGUCCGAUGAAGAUUUAGGAGUUUGAAAAUCUGCUGUAAUAGUUGAAUCUGCUGGUAUUUAAGGAGCCAAUUUUUUAAUGUCAGACAAGAGACGUUGUUGGCUGGUAUUUGCUAAUAAACGAGCUAUUCAUUUA